This is a messenger RNA of Nasonia vitripennis (jewel wasp), 957 nucleotides long. RefSeq lists its product as uncharacterized. The record is from RefSeq and is a predicted model, not a curated record. Bases 1 to 957 code for a protein of 318 amino acids. Gene Ontology annotation, biological process: DNA integration. NCBI's taxonomy places the organism in Eukaryota, Metazoa, Arthropoda, Insecta, Hymenoptera, Pteromalidae. Gene Ontology annotation, molecular function: nucleic acid binding. The transcript has a single exon.
AUGGCCGAUCUACCCAAGACUCGAAUAAAUGAAUCGCCAGCUUUCUCCCAUGUAGGAGUAGAUUUCUUUGGUCCAAUCUUAAUCAAAGAAAAAAAGGAUCGAAAUAGGUCGUUCAUCAAAACCUAUGGCUGCGUUUUUGUGUGUCUAGCUUGUAAGGCCGUACAUAUCGAACUGGCGACCGAUCUUUCCUCUGAAGGUUUCAUGGCUGCCUUUGAUCGGUUCAUCAGCCGCAGAGGAGUCCCCGAACAUGUUUAUUCGGACAAUGGCACUAAUUUCGUUGGGGCUAGUAACGAACUUCGUGAAGUUUAUGAUCUUUUUGAAACUCCAGAAUUUCGAAAGACAAUAGGCACUUAUGCCAUUGCCAAACGGAUAGAGUGGCAUUUCAAUCCACCUCUGUCUCCUCAUUUCGGAGGUAUUUGGGAAGCAGCUGUCAAAAGCUUCAAACACCAUCUUAAGCGUGUUCUCAAGGAUCAGAAACUCACUUACGAACAGAUUAACACUCUUCUCAUCCAAAUUGAGGCAAUCCUCAAUUCUCGUCCUCUCUGUUCGCUUUCUACUGACCCCAACGAUCCUGUGUCCAUUACUCCUGCUCAUCUAUUAGUAGGACGUCCAUUCAAUGUCUUACCAGAAAAAUCUGUCUUUUCAGUUCCAGGCAAUCGACUCUCGACGUACAAAUUCCUUACCAAAAUGCGCCAGGACUUCUGGAAUAAAUGGCAUAAGGAGUACCUGCAUGAAUUGCAAACCCGCCAAAAAUGGCAUGACUCUACUGCGGAACUCAUCGUUGGAUCGGUGGUGAUUCUAAUGGACGAUAUCACCUAUUGUUCAAGAUGGCCACUGGGUGUGAUCGUCGAGAUACAUCCUGGGAGUGACGGCAUCGCUCGAGUAGCUUCUGUCAAGACUUCAACCGGCAUCUACAAGCGUAACAUCACCCGUUUGUGUAUUCUUCCCACGACUUAG